Molecule: messenger RNA, 423 nt
Organism: Plasmodium fragile
Lineage: Eukaryota; Apicomplexa; Aconoidasida; Haemosporida; Plasmodiidae
Exons: 2
Coding region: 1-423 (140 amino acids)
Source: RefSeq, a predicted model, not a curated record
AUGGUUUGUCGAAACACACAUAACGUGUUACAAAGGUAUGGAGAAGAAGAUUCGUUUAAGCAUUUGUCGGACAAACAUAAAGUAGCGGGCGUCCAAAUUGGUAUCGCCACAAAUGUGAGAACAACCAAAAUAAUUACAGACACACAAGAAGUGCUAGAAAAGUGGAGCAAAAAAAAAAAACAGAUUGGAAAUAAAACAAGUGCCGAACGUGAAGCAUAUAAAAAAAGCAUCUGUAUGAAUGUUCCUGUAAGAAAAAAAAAACUGUUCAUAGCCAAAAUUAUGGAUGCGUAUCUUGGCUUUGGUGGUCGAAGAAUCACAAGCAGCACAUUGUCCAUUGAUCUCUAUUUAAUUCGAAGACUUCUUCAGCUGGAACGCAUUUCCAAUAUAUCCUAUAUAAAUGUCAGAAAUUGCAAUAAUCUGUAG